Rhea pennata is the source of this 7440-nucleotide messenger RNA. RefSeq names its product collagen type IV alpha 5 chain (gene COL4A5). Gene Ontology annotation, cellular component: basement membrane; collagen trimer. The transcript is spliced from 47 exons. Bases 5 to 4657 code for a protein of 1550 amino acids. Lineage: Eukaryota; Metazoa; Chordata; Aves; Rheiformes; Rheidae. The record is from RefSeq and is a predicted model, not a curated record. Gene Ontology annotation, molecular function: extracellular matrix structural constituent conferring tensile strength. Gene Ontology annotation, biological process: extracellular matrix organization.
AGCGAUGGAGCCGCCGCCGCUGCGGCGGAGGGGCCGCGGCCGCAGCCGCAGCCUGGCCGCUGGCUGCCUGGUGCUGCUGCUGGGCUGCUGGGGGCAGGAGGAGGCCGCGGCGGCGGCUUGCCAUGGAUGCACAUCUUUAUCCAAGUGUGAUUGCAGUGGAGUAAAAGGUGAAAAGGGUGAAAGGGGAUUCCCAGGCUUGGAAGGGCAGCCAGGUUUGCCUGGGUUUCCAGGACCAGAAGGACCUCCUGGUCCGAGAGGCACAAAGGGUGAUGAUGGACUUCCAGGGCCUAUUGGACCCAAAGGAAUCAGAGGACCUCCAGGGCUUCCAGGAUUUCCAGGCACACCAGGACUUCCUGGAUUACCAGGACAGGAUGGGCCACCAGGACCUCAGGGUGUCCCAGGAUGCAAUGGAACAAAGGGAGAGCGUGGAUUCCCAGGCAGUCCAGGUUUCCCUGGUUUACAAGGGCCUCCUGGACCCCCUGGUUUGCCAGGUAUGAAGGGUGAACCAGGUGAAAUAAUUACAUCCUUGCUGCCAGGACAGAAGGGCGACCCAGGAUUUCCAGGUCUUCCAGGAAUACCUGGCCCCCCCGGUUCCAUGGGUAUACCAGGUCCAAUUGGCCCUCCAGGGCCCCCAGGUUUGACAGGACCUCCUGGUCCAUCAGGGCUGCCAGGACCUAAGGGUAAUAUGGGUUUGAAUUUCCAAGGACCCAAAGGUGAAAAAGGUGAACAAGGUCUUCAGGGACCUCCAGGGCCACCAGGACAAAUUGGAGAGCAGAAAAGACCAAAUGACAUUGAGUUUCAGAAAGGAGAUCAGGGUAUUCCAGGUGAUCCAGGCCCACCAGGACUUCCUGGGCCACAAGGCCCUCCUGGUCUUCCCGGUGGCGUUAAAGGUGAAAAAGGUGAGCAAGGAGAACCAGGCAAAAGAGGAAAGCCUGGCAAAGAUGGAGAUCCUGGUCAGCCUGGUCUAGAUGGUUUACCUGGUGAGCCUGGAGUAGAUGGUGCUCCGGGAAGAGCUGGUGAAAAGGGUGAAAAAGGUGACAUUGGUCCCCCUGGUCCUCCUGGAAGUGUCAUUUCAAGACCAGGCAUUGAUGCAGCAGUGGGACCAAAAGGUAGCAAAGGAUUGCCAGGACUUCCAGGUGCCAAAGGGGAGCGUGGAUUCUCUGGUAGACCAGGCCCACCUGGCUUGCCAGGUUCUCCAGGGGUCACAACUGUUGGUCCUCCUGGCCCACCUGGCUUGCCUGGUGAGAGAGGACAGAAAGGAGAGCCAGGUUUACCUGGUGUUUCCAUUCCUGGACAGCCAGGACUUGAUGGACCCCGGGGAUCGCCGGGACCACCAGGUCCUCCAGGACCACCUGCACCAUCAGUUCCUCCUGGUGAAGGGUUAUGUGAGCAGGGGCCACCAGGUCCUCCCGGAAUUCCAGGACAACCAGGCUUUAUGGGGGAGCGAGGCCAAAAAGGUGAUCAAGGAGACACAUGCUUCAAUUGCAUAGGAACUGGAAUAUCUGGGCCUCCUGGGGAGAGAGGACUUCCAGGACCUCCAGGUAGUCCAGGUUCUCCUGGUUUUCCUGGACCAAAAGGUGAAAAGGGGCUUCUUGGAUUAACUGGCCUUGUAGGACCACCAGGAUUUCCAGGGCCCCCAGGUGCCCCUGGGAGACCUGGUCCUAAAGGAGACCCAGGGGAUGUCCUGACUUCUCCAAGAAUGAAAGGUGACAAGGGAGAUCCUGGCUUCCCAGGACCUCCAGGUCUUCCUGGCAUAGAUGGCACUCCUGGACGAGAUGGACUGCCAGGUCUGCCUGGCCCUAAGGGGGAACCUGGAAGUGUUGCAUUCAAAGGAGAAAUGGGAAUUCCAGGUGACCCAGGAAUACCAGGUCUUCCUGGAGACAAAGGACUUCCUGGACCUCCUGGUUUUGGUCCACAAGGUUCACCUGGUGAAAAGGGCAUCCAAGGUGUAUCAGGUCGUCCAGGACCUCCCGGAGUUCCUGGUCCAAAAGGUGAACCUGGUCAGACUAUUACAGAACCAGGAGUACCUGGCCCCCCUGGUCCUUCAGGCAGAAAUGGUGACCCAGGUCUUCCAGGAGAGCCUGGUCAGCCAGGUCAACGUGGCCUGCCAGGCAUUCCAGGCGUGAAAGGAGAGCCAGGUAUUCCUGGCAUUGGACUUCCAGGUCCACCAGGCCCAAAAGGUUUCCCAGGUACUCCAGGCCCUCCCGGAGCUCCGGGUGCUCCAGGUCGCCCUGGUCUAGAUGGACCUCCUGGACCACCUGGUUUCCCAGGACAGAAGGGGGAUCGUGGAUUUGGAGUUCCAGGACCUCCUGGAGCCCCAGGACCACCAGGCUUAAAAGGAGUUCAAGGGCCCAAAGGUGAUACUGGCUUCCCAGGAAACCCUGGUCUCCCAGGACGAGCAGGUUUUGAUGGAACUCCAGGGCCCAAAGGUGACCCUGGACCAAGCGGACCACCAGGACUUCCAGGACCAGCAGGCAUCCCUGGUAUUGGUGGCCAAGGUCCACCUGGACCUCCUGGACCUCCAGGACCUGUUGGCCCACCAGGAUUGCAGGGCAUUCCAGGAGAGAAAGGGGAUCCAGGUCCUCCAGGCUUCGACGUUCCUGGUCCUCCAGGUGACCAAGGAACUCCAGGAUAUCCAGGACCACCUGGCCUCCCAGGGCCGCAGGGUUCACCUGGACCACCAGGCCGGGAUGGAAUACCUGGGUUUCCAGGUGCCAAAGGUGAGAUGGGUGUCAUGGGAGCCCCUGGUCCUCCAGGGCCUCCAGGAACUCCUGGAAGAAAUGGCCUUCCUGGCUUGAAAGGCAAUAAUGGAUUACCUGGUCAGCCCGGACCUCCUGGACCAGUAGGACAGAAAGGCAUCAAAGGUGAAGCAGGCCUGCCGGGCCCACCUGGGAAAGUUGAUCCAAAACAGCUGGGAGCAAAAGGAGAAAAAGGCGAACCAGGUGUUCCAGGUAUUCCUGGCUUAUCAGGACAGAAAGGUUUUCAAGGUCUCCCAGGUGACCCUGGCCCACCAGGACUUAGUGGCCCACCAGGUCCCCCAGGAUUGCCAGGCAUCAAGGGAGACACAGGACUUCCUGGGCCACCAGGACCAACAGGACCUCCAGGGUUAAAAGGUGCUAUGGGCGAGAUGGGCCUUCCAGGUCCCCCAGGGAUUAAAGGCAGCCAAGGAAUAGGAGGACGUCCAGGUCAGCCUGGGCCACCUGGAUUUCCUGGAUUGAAGGGCGAGAAAGGUGACCCUGGUCUUUCAGACAUUGGUAUUCCUGGUCCCCCUGGAUCAAAGGGUGAUCUUGGUUUGCCUGGAUACCCAGGCAGUCCAGGCAGUAAAGGUAUAGCUGGAAAUCCUGGUUUGCCUGGAUUGCCAGGCAAUCCAGGUGCUAAAGGAGAGCCAGGUCCACCAGGCCCAGAAGGUCCCCGGGGGCCACCAGGCAGUGGAGGACUUAAAGGAGAAAAAGGGAACCCAGGUCAACCUGGCCCGCCCGGCCUGACUGGUCAAAAGGGAGAUCAAGGAUUACCUGGACGCCAGGGGGAUCCUGGUCGUCCUGGUCUGAAUGGAAUGAAGGGUGACCCAGGGGUUCCAGGCGUGCCAGGAUUCCCAGGUAUGAAGGGUCCCCCUGGACCUGCAGGACCCGCUGGCCUUGCGGGCAGUCAAGGACUGCCAGGCCCACCAGGUCCACCAGGUUUACCAGGUGCCAUUGGAAGAAGCAUUGUUGUGAAAGGAGACCCUGGUCCACCAGGUCCUCCAGGACAACCUGGCUCAAAAGGGCCACCUGGAUUGCCAGGGCCACAGGGAUUGCCAGGUCCAAUUGGUCUUCCUGGUGAUCCAGGGCGAGACGGGCUUCCUGGGUUUGAUGGUCCAGCAGGACGUAAAGGCGAGAGAGGUCUUCCAGGCCAACCAGGUUCACGAGGAAUACAAGGACCCCCUGGUCCUGAUGGCCUACAAGGUCCACCUGGUCCUCCUGGAACAGCUUCAGUCGCUCAUGGAUUCCUUAUAACUCGUCAUAGCCAGACUAGGGAGACACCACUGUGUCCACACGGAACAUUAAGAAUAUAUGAUGGAUUCUCUCUUCUGUAUGUACAAGGAAAUGAGAGGGCCCAUGGCCAAGAUUUGGGUACUGCUGGGAGCUGUCUCCGACGUUUCAGCACCAUGCCCUUCAUGUUCUGUAACAUCAACAAUGUUUGUAAUUACGCCUCAAGGAACGACUAUUCCUACUGGCUGUCAACGCCAGAACCAAUGCCGAUGAGCAUGGAGCCUCUGACUGGGCAGAGCAUUCAGCCGUUCAUUAGCCGAUGCGUUGUGUGUGAGGCUCCUGCUAUGGUGAUAGCUGUCCACAGUCAGACCAUUCAGAUUCCUUCGUGUCCACCAGGCUGGGACUCCCUUUGGAUUGGUUACUCGUUCAUGAUGCAUACUAGUGCUGGAGCAGAGGGCUCUGGACAGGCCUUGGCAUCACCCGGAUCCUGUUUAGAAGAAUUCCGCUCGGCUCCAUUUAUUGAGUGCCAUGGUCGUGGCACAUGUAAUUACUACGCCAACUCCUAUAGUUUCUGGCUGGCAACUAUAGAGGUGUCAGAAAUGUUCAGUAAACCUCAGUCAGAGACUCUGAAAGCUGGAGACCUGAGGACGCGUAUUAGCCGCUGUCAAGUGUGCAUGAAGAAGACGUAACAUCCUGGAGAAAAUAUUAUAAAACAGUUGAAAAUUCCUAAGGUGCACUGUCCUCCAGCUGUAAUAAUGGUGCUACUGUGUGGAAAGAAAAAAAAUCCAAACUUUUAACCAUGCAGAUUCAAGUGUACCUCACUCGCGUGCCAAACUAAAGAUUGUUUGGUACAUAUCUGACAACAGGACGAAGAUAAAAGAUUUGACCUCUUGGAAAUAGAAGAGACACUUGAGGCUCACGAAGGAUCACAAGAUGAAAGUUUCCAUUUCUCUCCCUGUACCAAAAUGGCACCUUUUUGAUCAACCAAGAGAAUACAGAAAAACACAACGCACUGAGUAUGUUUAAAAUAACCAGACUGCAGUUUUGAAAAACAUUUUUCAUGGUGCUACUAACCCUGCUGUAUCCCAGGUUUUUAAUAUGAAAUUUUAAGCUUAUUUCUCUUUGUAAGUAAUGAAAUGUGUAUAUUGUGUAAACACCUUUUUAGUUGAAACUUUUAGUCAUUUAGAAACAAACCAGCCUCAGAUAUAAAAAUGCUCAUGUCUAAAUUUAAAACAUACAACAGUAUUUUAUUAUGAAACUUGUGGUAUGGAGAGAAUUUACCCCUCUUGCACCAACUUAGUCAUUUAAUAUUUCAUUUCCUUCCUCAGUUGCCAACCUGAUGUGUUUGGGGGCAUGCACAAUAAUUCUGAAGUCAUUUUGAUCAGGGUUUUAAAUGUUAAUAAUGUACACCAUGCUCUCAAUGGUUUUAUUUGUGCUUAGAAAUCACAGUCCACUUGAAAAGGGUUUUUUGUAUCUUGCGAAAAUAUGUGAGAUGAUUAGCCAUAUUCUAUAUCCUUCUUUUCUGAAUAAAAGUCACAUUCACAUUUUAGUAGUAAUCAGUUUGGUUUAACAAAAACUAUUCUUUGGGAAUAUCCAGUUACCAAAGCAUUUAAGAUUAUGCUUACAUAAAACUUCUCUUUACUCUGAAGUGGCGUCACGCAUAUUAUCUGAAAUAGUGUACACGCUAAGAAACCUUCUGAAUAAAAUAAAGCAAAAUCUGUUGGAAACUGAUCUUUUCCUAUUCACAAAUUAAUCUUUUGAUCAUUCUUAUGUGAAUUUAUAUGCAUCCACAAUGUACUUAACAAUAUAUAGCAAUUCUUGUGUAUGUAUAGUUCACAUAAGGCUUUAGAAGAUGGUGCACACAGCUCCUUGUUUGACGUUAUUUUGUAAGAAUAUUACUCUAUGUCUUAGUGUCACUUGUGCAAUAACUGAAAAGUGAUCAAUUUUUCUGUAUGCAUAACUGUCCAUGACUGUUACAACUUCUGUGGUCAGUGCUGUUUCAUUUAUACUUGUGUGUAAACCAAACUCCCUGACAAAGCAGGACUAUUUUCCAUGUGAUCAUACUUUUAGUUUUUUCAUUGUAUAUUGCCACCAUCACCAUCUAUGCCGCUUGCCUUGUGAUUUAAUAUACUGCUUUAUAUAGGUGAAGUGUAUUUGUUUGUAUUGAAUACUGCUAACUACUUCAUCUGCUAAUGACUAUUCCUACUUAUCUUUCAGUUAUCACUGUAAGCCCUGAGCAUCUGGAAACUCCUUGUUUUAUGCAUAUCUGACAAAAGACAUAGGACUGGUGACUGAUCAGGUGGCAGUGGUUUAUACAAUGAGACUGGGGCUGACUUCAAAAGCUUUCAACUGUGUAUGAAACUGAAGAUUUUUAGUUUAAAAUGCAAGAAAACUAAUAGCAGUGUCACUGUGCUUUAAAGCUAAGGGACAAUCUGCAGAAAACAGGCCCAAGCCCAUGCGUUAGCUGCAACUAUGACAGCAGAGAGGGUGGGCAGUUCAGCAACGUGCACCCUUCAACUCAUUUUAUUUUGGUUUGCUGAUGCAUACAGAGAAAUAAACUGAACCUAUUGCUACCUCCAAGUCAAGAACUCGUUACCAAAGCUGAAAUAAAGUAAGAAGUCUUUUAGUGUAAACCUAAGCCCAUAUCUUACUGCUGUCUGCUCUGAAGCCUAGAACAAACCUAGGAGCCUGUCCCUAGCCCCAAGAAGCAGAAUGGAGGCUAAGGUUGAGGAGCUCCCAGGGAAAGUGCUCUUCUGGCUCUCCCUUGCAGCUCUGCUAUGUGCUGCCUUUUGCCCAAGGCAAAUUGGUUUUCCUAUAAUGAAAACCUGGGGAAGGGCAGAGAGUGUUUGUCCUAGUCCAGCAUUAACAUGCUUCUCUCUGAGCUUUUGGCCUCUUCCGCAGCAUGUAAAACAAACCCCACUGAGCACUGGGACUGUAAUUCCUGUCUUGCCAUGCUUAGGUGGAGACAGGACACAGCAGCUAUGCAGGUGGCAGCCUGAGUUCUCAAACCUGUUAGGUGACCAUGGAUAAAUGAAAAGAUGUAAAGCAGCUACAUCUUGCAAAGGUGUUCUCUGUUCUGUUUCUGGAGCUCCUACUCUGACUUGUUCUGAACCUCGGUCAGCUUUAACCCGUUUCUGAAUAGGUUAAUUUUGAUCCUUUUUAAUGAAGAGAAAAGCAUUCUAGAAAGGAAGGAACAUCUUUUACCUAAGACAUGAAACAGAGAUUCAGAAGAUGUUCAUUUAAUUCCCAUCUGUUGCAUUUUCUGCUUCUAGGUAGGCAAAUUGUCUUGUAUUGAAUCUCAAUUUCUCAUCUAUAAAGAAAGAAUGGUUAUUAUUUUCUUCUCCUUGAUUACUUAGACUGUAAGCUCUUUGGAGCAGAGACAUCUCUACAUGCAACAUUGGGGGGCUCAAAUGUUGGUUGGGGCCUCUAGGUGCUAUCCAUCACUAUAUAAACAUUAAACUACAGGAAAAAC